AUGUCCGAAUCUUCUCCACGUCUGGAAUUGAAUGAAGACAUACUACUCGAAGGAGAUAAUAGUUUACCGCCACCUAAUAUUCAUAAAGCAGCUGAUAAGUCGUCUGAUUUGGUAGAUACUGUAGAGCUUUUUAAGACAAUUUUAGACAGCAAGUUAGGUGAGUUGAAAUCUGAACUCAUACAAGAACAAGAUUGCCUUAAGAGAAAAAUUAAGGAGGACGUCACUCUAAAAUUUCAGGGGGAAGGAAACAGAAUUCAGUACACCUUUAACGAGGAAUUAUUAGACACUGUUAAUAAACUUUCAAAAUUCAUCCCUAACUCCAAUACUCAAGCCUAUAGAUUAGUUCUUGACAUAACUGAUAAGAUCAAAAGCCGUAAUAAGAAAAUACGCAUAGCUGAUGCUUCCCCUGCUGGUUGGGGAACCGUUAGGGAAUACGAAUCCAAUGCCGUGGCUUCAGAUUCUGAAGAUGAGAGAAAGAUACGACAAGCUGAGACCAGAGCUAUCCGUACCUCCAAGGAGAAGUCAAAAUCUCGCCAGCAACCUUACCCUAAAAAUCCGCCUCGUCAACAACCUGCGGAAUCUUAUGGUAACCCUGCUUACGCUCAGCAUUAUCAACGUAAUCAGCAACAGCCCUUUCGUGGGAGCUUCGCAAGGCGUGAGCCUUGCUCAAUCGACACGUGCCACUACUGCAAGCAACAAGGCCACUGGAGAAAAAACUGUCCUCUUCUCGCCAGUCUCAGGUCAUCCAACAGCAACUCCACAACCUACCAGAAGUAGUAAAGUAGGGCCUGAACGUCACUCUCCAGUCAUUGUGAAUGAUAAGUAUUUAGACACUAUUAAUGACCAAUUUUCUACAUGUUUUGUUGAUAACGAUUAUAUAGAAUCUUUUUUAGAUCAAGUUCAAUAUUUUGAAAAUUGUCAGUCAUAUGAUAAAUUUAAAGGGGUGAAAGGUAGAUUAGCUUGUCAUGUAAAGUAUUGGGAAAAUAUAGGUGCUUGUCCUUUUGUGCUUGAUACAAUAAAAAAUGGUUAUGUUAUUCCAUUUAUAGAUACACCUUUUAAAAUGUACCACAGAAAUAAUAGAUCAGCACGGCAGAAUACUGAAUUUGUCACAAAGUCAAUUGAAGAUUUAGUUCAAAUAGGUUGCGUAAUUAAAGUGCCUUUUCAACCAUAUGUGGUAAAUCCAUUGAGUGUUGCUACUCAAAAGUCCGGUAAGAAACGACUUAUUUUAGAUAUGAGUCAAUUGAAUAAACACAUAAAGCGCGAAAAAAUAAAAUUUGAGGAUUGGAAGUUAGCUAUACAAUAUUUUGACAAAGAUAUGUAUCUGUUUAAGUUUGAUUUAAAAUCUGGUUAUUUUCACUUAGACAUAUGCUCACAGCAACAGACUUUCUUAGGUUUUCAGUGGGAAGGUCAAUUUUAUUGCUAUACUGUUUUAGCUUUCGGAAUUACUACCGGUCCGUACAUUUUUACUAAAUGUUUGAGGCCACUAGUAAAAUUUUGGCGUGGAAACGGUAUAAAAGUUGUUUUGUAUUUAGAUGAUGGAUUUGGCAUGAGUCCAGAUGAAAAUACAUGUAAUGAGCAAUCGUCCUUCGUAAAAAGGUCUUUGAUUGAUGCUGGUUUCCUUAUUAACGAGGAGAAGUCUGUUUUUAAACCUGUUACCGAGUUAGAAUGGUUGGGAAUAGUUUGGAACUCGAAAGAAUACAAAUUAUCUAUUACUCAACGUCGAGUUGACGAUUUGAUUUUCUCAUUGAAUGUAAUUUUGGCUAAAUUUCCCUAUGUUACAGCUAGAUCUUUAGCUCAGGUUGUAGGUAGAAUUAUUUCUAUGACUCCCGUAAUCGGAAAUGUGGCUAGAAUUAUGUCAAAGUUCUGUUAC
Mytilus trossulus (common blue mussel) is the source of this 1870-nucleotide messenger RNA. RefSeq lists its product as uncharacterized. Gene Ontology annotation, molecular function: nucleic acid binding; zinc ion binding. The transcript has a single exon. The coding region runs from base 1 to 777 and encodes 258 amino acids. Lineage: Eukaryota; Metazoa; Mollusca; Bivalvia; Mytilida; Mytilidae. The record is from RefSeq and is a predicted model, not a curated record.